This is a messenger RNA of Parathielavia appendiculata, 1245 nucleotides long. RefSeq lists its product as uncharacterized. Gene Ontology annotation, molecular function: NADH pyrophosphatase activity; metal ion binding. Gene Ontology annotation, biological process: NAD+ catabolic process; NADP+ catabolic process. The record is from RefSeq and is a predicted model, not a curated record. The transcript has 2 exons. Bases 1 to 1245 code for a protein of 414 amino acids. Lineage: Eukaryota; Fungi; Ascomycota; Sordariomycetes; Sordariales; Chaetomiaceae. Gene Ontology annotation, cellular component: peroxisome; cytosol.
AUGCCGGUCCCCGAUCUCCCCGUCCUUCCCACCGAGGACUCUCUCCUCACCCAGAAAUUCGGCCGCGAGAUAGCAAACUACUUCUCCGGCAGCCCGCUCAACCGCCUCUCCUUCCUGCGGUCCGACCCCGUCUUCCUGCGCUCUGCCUUCUCCCACCGCCACGCCCGCUUCCUGCUGCUCAACAACCUCCGCCCGCUGGUCCGGUCCGACGACCCGGCCUGUCUCGCCUUCGCCACGUACGCUGACGUGGCGCCGCUGACGGGGCUAGACCCCUUCGCCAAGAGUGAGGAGGAGCAGAUUGCCGAGUACGACUCGAGCCAGGAGCAGGUGGUGAUUGUGUUUCUGGGGAUUGAGGAGGUAGUACUAGGGGAGGAGGAGGAGGUGUUUAAGUAUAGGGACUUUAGCGGGACGCCGUACUUUGCCGUCGACGUCACGCCGCGGGGAAGGGUGGUUGGCGUGGCCGAGGAGUUAUGCCGCGCUAUGGAGGGUAAGGGGUAUGCGUUCCACGACGAGUCGCCGCGGCAUAUGGGGCUGCACGCUGGGCAGGCCGCCAUGUACGGCCAGGCGCGCGCGCUCAUCGACUGGAACACGCGCACGCCCUUUUGCGCGCAGUGCGGACAGCCCACGCUCUCGGUACACGCGGGCACGAAGCGGGUAUGCCCGCCCGCGGACCGCGCCGGCGUUGGCGCCGGGCAGGUGCCGCGCGAGCGCAAGCCGUGCGCGACGCGCGGGACCGUGUCCAACCACAGCUUCCCGCGCACCGACCCGACCGUCAUCAUGGCGGUCAUCAGCGCCGACGGGACCAAGAUCUUGCUCGGGCGGCAGCGGCGCUGGCCCAAGUACUGGUUCAGCACCCUGGCCGGGUUCCAGGAGCCCGGCGAGUCCAUCGAGGAGGCGGUGCGCCGCGAGGUCUGGGAGGAGAGCGGCGUCCGGGUCGGGCGCGUGAUCCUGCACAGCUCACAGCCGUGGCCGUUCCCCGCGAGCUUGAUGAUCGGGGCGAUCGGCCAGGCGCUACCGGGGGAUGGGGAGAAGAUCUACCUGGGCCAUGAUGCGGAGCUCGAGAGCGCAAAGUGGUUCCCCCUGGACGAGGUUAAGGAGGCCUUGCUUACGGGGACCAGCGGGCUGGGUGAGGCGGCGCCGGCGGGGUACAUGGAAGGCGCGCUGAGACUGCCGCCGCAGACGGCGAUUUCAAACCGUUUGAUAACCGCCGUGGUGGAGGGGUGGUUCAUCCCGUCGAGGAUGUAG